AUGUAGUCAUCGUAAAAAUUUUUCUUUUGUUAUUGUAUACGUAAUUCUUCCAUGGGCAAUCAACUAGCCAUCUACGUUUUAGCUUUUCUAUAAUUUAUGUGACUUUUAUUUGAUGAGAAAGAAAGUGGUGCGGUUGUGGCAGUAGAAGUAUAACAUAUUGUUAAUAGGGAGACAUAGGAAACUCAUGUUGAGGACUGCUCGGAAAAAUGCUGGACUUUUAAUUUAUUGUUACAUGUCAAUACUUGUUUGUAUGUACUGAAUUUUUGUAUUGAAUCGCCUGUUGAUAGCCCAUUAAUUUCACCUUAAUAAAACGAACUCCGCCCUGGAAGAGAGAAGCAUUAGUUAUGCUACAAAAGUGCAAGAAUGGAUCCACAAAAAAUUACUGAAUUAGCAACUUUAUUAAGAAAAAAUGGUGAUAAAAUAUUGAGCUCGGAAUUUUCGUUGACCUUAUCAGGCACCUUGCUGCGCGCCCUCAACGACUCAUUCACACUAAUCAUAGAUGGCGCUGCUGAAAUUGGUGCUUCCUCGCAGACCUUUCAGGUCGCCAAGCCGGUAAACUCGAGAUCGCCCGUCUUUACCGACUUGCAGUUAAUCUAUGAUUUUGUACAAAAGACACCGUUGCUGUGUAUAGUCCACUACCCUACUGAUGAAUAUUUUGAUGGUAAAAUUGAUAUCAGUAAGUUUCGUGCUUUACGUCGACUAGAAGUGCAAAAGACUAGUGUGCGGCAGGUGAUCGGCAUACAGCGGUUGCGUGCACAACUACAGCAGCUCAUUUGUGUCAAGAGCCUUGCCAACGUGGAGGACAUUAUAACGCGAUGCGGUGGUGACAACUCAAAUGGAUUUGUAUGGAAUGAAUUGAAAAUUGCCGAUUUUAGUUAUAAUAGUUUGCAGCGCAUUGAUGGCGCACUAGAAUUUGCACAGUUUUUACAACACCUGAAUCUACGCCACAAUCAGCUGCGCAGCGUAGAGGCUAUCAAGUGGUUACCCCAUUUAAAGACGUUAGAUUUGAGCUAUAAUUGUCUACAAUGUGUACCACAAUUCCAUAUGGAAGCCUAUAAGCGUUUGCAAUCGCUAAAUAUGAGCAAUAAUUUUGUUGAGGAUCUCAUGGGCAUUGCUAAAUUAGAUGCGCUCACAGAUUUGGAUCUCUCCGAUAAUUGCCUACUAGAUCAUUCGUGCUUGCUACCACUCAGUACGCUGAUAACGUUAAACUAUCUUAACCUGUACGGCAAUCCGUUGUGUUGCCAUCCCAAACAUCGACUGGCAACUGCACAAUUCCUACACAAGAAUACCGCCACCGUGAAGUUCAUAUUAGAUUUUGAACCGCUUUCGAAGAGUGAAAAAGCGGUAACCGGCAGCCAACAGUUGCGUCAUGUUGGCGCGCUUAAUAGAUACGCGCAACGGUCGCCCUCGACUUCCAUCAAUAGCAGCCGUGUGCCAUCCUCAACACAAACACCUGCCUCCAGUGUGGGUUCAUUGCGUUCCUUUAAAUUUAACGAAAGCUCAUCGGAGUUACCAGAUGCCGUUAAAACCGCCGAUAGUGGUGUGGGCACACGAAAACAAGCUUCUAAAACACGCACGGUGGAUAUACUGGAGGAAGAAGGUGUGCAUUCACUGACGCCAGAUGAGAGUGAUGAGCUGGUGGUAGCUGAAAAACUGAAGCCGGUGAAGGUAGCUUUGAAAGCAUCAAACAUAUCAAUUGAAGACGACACACAACAUCUGGAGGCAAAGAAGCAAAUUGAAACCCUACGUGAGAAGUAUGGUGCUAACUGGUUGCAGUCUGGCAAUGCAGAAAUGAUGCAGAGUGUUUUAGGCAUUGAAACCACAAAUGGCGCACCUACAGGAGUAAUAACAACGACGAACACUUCUAGGCAACUUUUUGACGAUUUUUUGGGUGAACUUUCUGAGUCAGCGCUUGCGGCAACAGCUAAACCCACAACGCAGAGAGAGACCAAUGAUAUGCUUGAAAACACAUUGCAUUCGUCCACCCCAAUGAAUAAUAGCUAUUUAAGUGGAGAUGUGCCUAAACUUGAAGUUUUCGCUCCACCCAUUAAAGCGAAUGAGCCACUUGGCAAUACAGACACAACUUUGUAUCAAAGUAUGGACAGCACCAACUCUAAUGUUAAUCAAAAUCAUACGCUUUAUCAAUCGGUAAAUGAUGCUGAUAGCACAUUGAUGCAAUCGACGGCAGAUUCUUUGAAUUCUUCUUUAGAACAACGGAGUAUAAGUGAUUUGACAGUGGCAGAGGACGAUGAUGAACAUCCGCAUUUGAAGGAUGUUUAUUCAAAUGUAGCUGACGAAGAGCCUGAAGUCUCAGAACCCGAAGACGAUGAAGUGACUUAUAUAGUCUACACAACGCCACGUAAUGAAGCCGUAUUUUUAACCAUAUCAGAAAAUUACUUGCGUGUGCGCGAUACAUUAACACAAAAAACCAUUACCAAGUGGAGCCUGAAAAUUUUAGAAUCUUGUGAUCGCAUAAAAUCAAAUACGAUACGUAUAAAUUUCGAUACAAUCAAGGCGGAUAAGAAAGAGCGCAUCUAUACUGUUGAAGAUGGGCUUUGUCAGGAGCUCGAGCGCAAAUUACGUGAUAUACUCUCACAACGUGAUCUUGCUGACAUGAAUCAAACCGUUUAUCGCUGUGUUAAUUGUGCCUGCCAGUUCACAGCAGAGAAUAAAAAGAUGCCGCGGCAACAGGAUGUACAUUGUCCUUACUGCAAGAGCACCUUUGUCGCCGAGGUGCAUGACAUACCAAAACUGCAACCGGAGGCAACUAGCGAAAAGCUCUCACCGGCGGCAAUAGUCGAUGAGGAAACACCAAUUAGCUCUGGUACACCACCGAAAUGUCAGCAAUCACACAACAACGUAGCGUCUAAUAUUGAAGUUGUUAGUGUUAAUGAUACGAAUAGUAUUGUUAAAGGACCGACCAGGCUUACCGCAAUUAAAACACCCAAAUAUAGGAAUCCACUACAGGGGCUGAAAAGCUCUGCUAAUUCACUUAACGAAUCCUCUUCCUGCUCGAAAAUUACCAACUCACAAAACUCCUUCGAUUCUAAUCAAUCGGUUGUGGGUAGCUCCAACACCGAACGUCUACAGGAGUUUAAUGGCGACGAAAGUAGCGAUGUCGAUAUCAUUUCCAAUCCCAGUCAAUCAAGUAUUGAGGUAUUAGAUCAUAAUGCUAGCCGUAAGGCAUCUGAGGAGCGACGCUUAGCCCAUAUGACACCGCUGGAGCCAAUCUAUGACUUCAGCUAUACGCAAAGCUUUAUUGAACGCGAAUUCGGCAAUACUGCUACUGCGGCUAUGCUUGAAAAUCAAGCAAAAGUGGGGAAAAACACAACUGAGAAUGCUGCAUCAUCAACAACAACAACAACAACAACAGUAGCGGCUGAGCCUGCAACAAUGACAUCUAGCUCUGCUGUGGCACCUGUCACCAACGCCGCCUCCAUUGGUGUUCUGACACAUUUGCAGCUUAUCGAAAGCAGCUCUUCCGGAUCGGUAACGGAUAGCGUUUGCACCGCUUAUGAGCAACAACAGCAUCAGCAACUAUUGAAAAAAACACCCUCCGCCGAUGAGUUGCUGUCAAAGAGCGCUGAGAAAAUGAUUUUAAAAAACCUGCUAGCAGCCGAGAGUGUAGCAACGCUGGCGGAGCGCAGCUUCACGUCAGAGCAAACGUUACCGAAGGAGAAUGAAGCAAAUGGUGUCACUAAUGGGCAUGCAACGAAAAAAGAAGACAGCAAGGUAUCAUCCAUAUUUGGUGCUCUUAUGCAGACCACAAACAACCUCAUGUCCAGCUCGAAAAAAGCAAACGCACUAGCAAAUCAACAAUUUUCUACGUGUCAGCCAUACAAAUACAAUUACGCAGAUUUCAAUGAUGUCGACCAUCGCUUGAAAUUGUACUUUUAUCAAACAAAAUUCGAUGAGAAUGAACAAUUGAAAUGGUUGGCGCGUGGACGCAUAUACAAUGGCACUACUAAAACACUUUGUCCUGGUAUAGUGGUCUUGUCCACCUGCAAGUGUUACCUUAUGGAGGCAUUCGCUCCUGAAAAUGAAGAUGUCACCAAGUGGCUACGUUUGUUGGGGAGCGUCACCGCAGAUCGACUAGAAUGCAUACAUCUGCUGCCGUGGAAAAUGGGGCUAGAAUUUACGCUGCGCGAUUGGGGCAGCUUUUUGCUGCUGUUGCAGGAUAUUCUGCGCACCGAUAGUUUAUUGUUAUACUUUGCGAAUAACUCGCUUCCUUCGCAGUGCGAGCUCAAAUAUCAACCAUCUACAGAGUUGCUGAAACGCCUCAACAACGCCGUCCGUGACGAGCAAUUAAAAAUGUGCGCACUACUCAAUGGUUGUACUGUUACUUGUGGCCAAGCAAAGCGUAGUUUAAACAAUUGUACUCUACUGACUACCGACACACACCUAUGCAUCAGCUCUAGUAAAUUCGAUUGGCUAACUACCGCUGCCGCAGAUGCGGAAAUGGAAAUUUGCUUGACUCAAUUGAUGUCAAAUCUCGUUGAAGUGGAACAAGUGGAUGCUAAUACCUUUACAAUAAAUUAUCUAGAUGAAACUCAGGAUCAGACUGAAAUAUGGCAGUGUACAUUUGAGACGAAGGAGAAUGCCAACAGCUGCUUAAAUGCUAUUGCACAAUCUUGGGAGAAGCUUUUCGGCGUACCACUCCUAACUACGACGUGAGAAUUGCAUAUUUUCAAAGCAAUUAUAAUAUAUGUAUGUAUGUAUCUAUGUAUAGACAAAUAGUUUUUUACCAAUUCGGAUAAUGAGUGUAUUUGGUGCAGCGAAAGCAAGCUAAGUUGACGCCAUAUAUAAUGUAGAAAAAUAGCAAAAAAAAAAAUCUUCACAAAUUUGCAAUUAUUUAUACUGUAUGCAAUACAAAUAAUUUUUUACAUGUUUAACAUAGCGUUAGUUCUUCGUACAUAAUACAUGCAUAUUUACUUUGUGUCUGACCUUACAUACUUGCAUAUAUAGCAAGUCUUUGAUUAAAAUAAUUAAAAGAUACUAUUGAACGUGAACUUACUAGAAGUGAAUGUAUGUAUACUUUA
Molecule: messenger RNA, 5039 nt
Organism: Rhagoletis pomonella (apple maggot)
Lineage: Eukaryota; Metazoa; Arthropoda; Insecta; Diptera; Tephritidae
Cellular component (GO): cytoplasm
Molecular function (GO): protein binding
Source: RefSeq, a predicted model, not a curated record